AUGGAGCCCUCAGCGAUGAAGGCCUCGAAUGAGCUGUCGAUGGCGGAGGAGGCUCGUCUUAUGAGCGCACUCUUCCCAUACGUAUCCAGCAAAUGCCUCUGGGAAUGUGUAAAGGCAACAAAAAGCGUCGAGGAGACAAUUUUUAACGUGAACGCCACGGUGAAUCCCGACCUUUACAGCGCGUCCUACUUAAUAAACGCAAUGCGGAAUUUCGCGACUUCCACAGAGGUUACGACGAAGAGAACACCAAGAAACGCUGAUUCCGGUGUUAUAGCUGUUGAUUCGGAUGGCAAUGAAAUUGUUGACCCUUUGGAAGAUCCAUUUGUAUCCGUGGGAUCUCUUCUUCACUCAAGAUCAUCUCUCUUUGAUGGUGAGAUGAAUAUCUUGGAGGUCGAUCAGCAACAAGAGUACAACGCCACAGUGGCGGUGUUCCCAAUCGAUACCGCCAAAUGGGACGAACAUUUCAUUACAUCCGCCACACUGACGGAUGUUGUGGGUGCACAACCCCUCGUCCUGCCGACACCGGCUGAGAAGACACCUUUGCACAAGGAUUUCGGAGGCAGUGAUGAUGCGAUUCAGGCACCAAUCGUCCGUUGGGCUCCAACCGCCGCUUCCCUGAAAAUGAAGCUGGAUGAAAGCAAAUGUAUUUCGUCUUGUGAGGCGCCUUCUCCUUUGGCGUGCAUAUUAAACUGCGAGGAGGGGAGAGGGGAAACGAAUGCACGAGAUGAAGGUGGGUUGGGCACGAAGAAGGAAAAAAAGAUGGCCGAUAGGGCGAUGAAUACCGUGGGACACGUCGAGCCUGUCUUGCUGACUCCGCUACAAUUCUGCACACAGCGUGAGUGCGAGCUGAGGGAAAGACUUGAGGAGUUGGAAAGAAAUGGGGCCGCCGCAUUUGCCAAAACGGAGGAAACCGACUUCUGCAGGGAGAUUGUGGAGCACUGCAAAACCUUUACCAGCGCACUCCCAGAGUAUUUCCAAAAGUUUCUUAGCGUGGUUGCAAAAGAAUUUGAGGGAAAAGAGAUUGUUCCCCCCCUUCACAACAUCCGUUUGAAGUCAUUUAGCGGAGGGAUACUUAAUACAGAGGAAGUGAGAAUUCGAGGGAUUGUUUUAGGGCGAUCCUACGCCCGCUUUAGUGAGGAUGGUGAGCACAUCUUGUUUCGUGUGAAGUUGAAGCAUUUGGCGUUGAGUCCGGUCUCGUUUUCACUAGCGAGGGAAGAGAGCCGAGGCGAUGCCACGAAAGGAACAGUGAAGGCGAAGGCUAAGAACCUAAAAGUGAAGGCAAAAUUGGAAUUGAAGUUACAUUUGACGGGGCGUCUGAUUGCCAGAUGCGGCAACAUUCAUUUCUCUAUUGGCUCCUUGCAAACCAAAUGUUCUGUGUUUGGACUGAAUGCGGUGGCCUUUUUCUUGAGGCCCUUCCUCAAACAAAAACUGACCUCUUUUGUGGUGAAGGCGUUGAGUGAUGAAAUGUUUCUCGACCUUGCGUAG
Messenger RNA from Trypanosoma cruzi, 1485 nucleotides. RefSeq lists its product as uncharacterized. Lineage: Eukaryota; Euglenozoa; Kinetoplastea; Trypanosomatida; Trypanosomatidae. The transcript has a single exon. Bases 1 to 1485 code for a protein of 494 amino acids. The record is from RefSeq and is a predicted model, not a curated record.